UUGAAGCUACUAGAACCUAGGUAUAUAGAUAUUCAUUCAUCCAAAGCUGCUGAAAUCAAUCACCCUGAUUAACGCCAUGGACGCCGCUAAACUAGAGCAACUAAAAGUCUUCAUCAGUCGCUGCAAAUCUGAGCCAUCUCUUCUCAGCGAUCCUUCUCUCUCCUUCUUCCGCGAUUAUCUCGAAAGUCUCGGAGCUAAUCUUCCAGCAUCUGCUUACAAAUCUGAUUCACAAUCCAAGUCUUAUGUGGUGGAAGAGAGUGAUGAAGAUAUAGAAGAACCUCAAGAGGAGGAAGAAGAGGAGAUCGUGGAAUCCGACAUUGAAUUUGAAGGGGAAACUGUUGAGCCUGAUAAUGAUCCUCCACAAAAGAUGGGAGAUUCAUCAGUGGAAGUUUCUGAAGAAAACCGUGAUGCUGCUCAAGAAGCAAAAGGAAAGGGAAUGGAAGCAAUUUCUGAUGGGAAGCUAGAGGAAGCAAUUGAGCAUCUUACAGAGGCAAUAUUGCUCAACCCUACUUCUGCUAUCAUGUAUGCAACUAGAGCUACUGUUUAUAUCAAAAUGAAGAAACCAAAUGCUGCCAUUCGGGAUGCUGAUGCUGCUCUGAAGAUAAAUCCGGAUUCUGCUAAAGGCUACAAAACACGUGGAAUUGCUCGAUCAAUGCUUGGCCAGUGGGAAGAGGCUGCAAAGGAUCUUCAUGUAGCAUCAAAUAUUGAUUUCGAUGAAGAAAUAAGUGCCAUCCUUAAGAAGGUUGAACCCAAUGCACAUAAAAUUGUGGAACACCGUAGAAAAUAUGAUAAGCUUAGGAAAGAGCGAGAGGAGAGGAAAACCGAACGCGAGAGACAAAGUCGCCGGGCAGAAGCCAAGGCUGCAUAUGAGAAGGCCAAAAAAGAAGAAAAAGCAUCUUCAAGUGAAAGAGCUGGAGGAAUGCCAGGUGGUUUUCCUGGUGGUUUCCCAGGUGGAAUGCCAGGUGGGUUCCCAGGUGGUAUGCCAGCAGGUAUGGGUGGUGGCAUGCCGGGUAUGGGAGGUGGUAUGCCAGCAGGUAUGGGAGGUGGUAUGCCGGGUAUGGGAGGCAGUAUGCCAGCAGGUAUGGGAGGUGGCAUGCCGGGUAUGGGAGGAGGAAUGCCAGGCGGUAUUGACUACAGUAAAAUCUUGAAUGACCCUGAGUUAAUGGCAGCGUUCCAAGAUCCUGAAGUAAUGGCUGCACUGCAAGAUGUGAUGAAAAACCCGGCUAAUCUAGCCAAGCACCAGGCAAACCCAAAGGUUGCACCACUUAUUGCAAAAAUGAUGAGCAAAUUUGGUGGACCCAAAUGAGGCAGAGUGAUUUAGUAGAGGUUUUAACUUGAACUUGCCAAUCGGAAGGUUCUACGGUACAAAUCUAUCUGUGUUGGGGUUGCGGGUUGUGUAUUUCUGAAUGAAUGUUACUGUUUUUCUUGAGUUGCAUUAACAUCGUAGAUGGUUCUUUUGAUUGGAUACACUUUUGAAUAUCGUCUUAUUUUUAUUAGGCUUUUUUUUAUGUGUA
Molecule: messenger RNA, 1514 nt
Organism: Erigeron canadensis
Lineage: Eukaryota; Viridiplantae; Streptophyta; Magnoliopsida; Asterales; Asteraceae
Product: FAM10 family protein At4g22670
Exons: 11
Coding region: 77-1306 (409 amino acids)
Molecular function (GO): Hsp70 protein binding; protein dimerization activity
Source: RefSeq, a predicted model, not a curated record